AUGCGGCGUGUAGUCGUAUACAGACUGAGCUCGGAAUGUCCAGUGGAGGAGAAACCAAACAGUGAGAAGAGUUACGUGGUGGCUUCAUGGCCCUCAAGCACGCCCGGCCACACUGGCUACCUCACCGUUGCCACGCUUCCGCCCACGUUCAUUAGAAAAAAAACUAAUACGAUGAAAUCGGAUCCGGUCAUCGAAAGUCAAUCGGAUAAAUUGUCGGAAGUAACGAAUAAUGAAGCGAUGGCCGUCGAUGUAGCAGCGACAUGA
This is a messenger RNA of Parnassius apollo (apollo), 264 nucleotides long. The record is from the annotation of a GenBank genome assembly. Lineage: Eukaryota; Metazoa; Arthropoda; Insecta; Lepidoptera; Papilionidae.